AUGACACCCCCCGCUCCUCAGACGGCCGUUCCAGACACCCAGAAAUCUACAGCGUCUCUGCUGAUCGCUCGUCACCCCGGUCGCACGGUCUACGACAUCAAUCCAAUCAGGCGGGAAAUCAUCACACACCUCGAGCUGCCGGAUCUGGCGCGCUUCAUCAGGGUGGAGAAGGGGUGCUUCUGGGAUGUAGCAAGGGUGCUGUAUCACAGUAUGACGUAUGACCAGGCGGCAAAGGUGUCCAGUCCUGACGUUGCACGACAAGAGGCGUACCUCGGGGCUGUCAUUGACAUGGAUGCCCUGUCCAUGUCAAUCACUAAGAAGAAUACGUCCCACGUCGGCAAACGUCUUCCUAUCCGUACGCUGGGAUACGGUGACGUCGAGGUCAUCCAUUCGGUUGUCCCCGCCGUCCGCCAGCGAUACCCUUACUUGCGCACUAUCCGCUUCGGCACUCGGCCAUCCUCAAGCUCGAUACCAAGGGGGAGACCACGCUCAAACGCCCUAGACGAGCCGAAAGUCUCCUGCAUCAUCAACUUUCGGUCAGCCAAACGCCCAGAGGCUUCCGGCGAGCUUGGCGUCAUCGGGACGAUCGAAUUCUUCACCACAUGCAUCGCACAGCUCAACGAGGUGCCACCCACGCACAUACAGGCACCCACCUGUCCUCCAGGCACGUACGAACAGGGCACUGGCUUCUCCAAUCUCAAUACACGCCUGGAAGUCGUCUGCUCGGGGAUCACCCUCGACCACCUCACUCGUAUCUAUCAGCGCCAGAUGGAUGGCGGGUACGCGGAGCGACUCAAGUACAUCACCGCCACACCACUUGCUCGAUUCGACAUGGGUCAAUUUCGCACUUUCGCACGGACCGCUUCGGCCUCGCUUACCAGCCUUAUCCUGGCUCGGGGCGAUCGGGUCGCUUCCAAUUCCUCUUUGGUAGCUCGCAUUCGACUCGCGGAUCUCGCAAGCUUCUCGUUGAUUGUACGAGAGUACCUCCCCAAUCUCACCCAGCUCUACAUAGCCAUGUCGGACAUUGACGCGGCCGAGAGGCAUUGCGGACGCCUGCUGUAUCCUGGGGGCCUGUGCAUCGGGGGAUCCAUCAGCGAUCUCAUGAUUUAUGCGGCAGGACGAUCUUCCGACAAUCUCUACAAACUCAUUCGAGUCCUAUCGACCAUGUGUAAGGCAACGGCGGAGAUCGAUAUUCGUGGCCAGCACUGGACGACGGCGGAUCAGACUGCAUAUCUCCGGGUCCUUCGAGCUCAACCCCCGGCCCGUCGUAUCCACCUCGCCACUGUCGACUUCAAAACGCUGAGUAUCACCAAACCCGAUCAAGUCACCAGACUGACGUACUACGAUGACGGCCGACUCAAGUCUCUGCUGGACGGUUGGCGGGACUCGUCUACACUUGCCGUUCAACGGGCACCGGCGGCUGUCAAGACUCUACAGGCGGAACUGCGGCGAUGCGCCAGGGCGGCUCGGCGUCUUAGUGCGGUCGAACCGGGAGCGACCGCAGGAGACAAGGUGGCCGCGGCUGAAAAGUUGUUGGAUGCUGUGGAGGUGGCGAGGGCGGCUGCGGAGGCGGUAUUAGGGUGGUGUGACUACCAGGGGGAGGAUGAUGUUCUCGACUACAUUAUAGCACUGCAGGCAGACCUUGUAUAG
Molecule: messenger RNA, 1650 nt
Organism: Dioszegia hungarica
Lineage: Eukaryota; Fungi; Basidiomycota; Tremellomycetes; Tremellales; Bulleribasidiaceae
Exons: 4
Coding region: 1-1650 (549 amino acids)
Source: RefSeq, a predicted model, not a curated record